AUGAAAACAUUAAAUAUUUUUUAAAUCUUUAUGAGUAAUAAUUUGUUCAACGUUCUCAACUUCUCCGACACAGAAGAAGCUCCUGAAUAACACCAAAAAAAGAAUAAAAAAAACAACAACAAGGAGUAGGUCAUCCCUGCUGAAUAAGUAGUAAAGGAAAACACUCAACAUCACAAUCCCGCUCCUAAGACUAAGGGAGUCCCUGCUGAGCCACACCCUAAAGACAGACAAUCUGGCACUGGCAGAGGCAAGGAAUAAAGAAAAGAAGGCGGAGGCAGAAAUAAUUGGGGAAAUUACAAGGAUGAUUUGAAGGAAGAAAAAUAUGUGGCAAAAGAAAAAACCUCAGGUGAUGCACAUUAAGAAGGCAAAAAUGAGUAGACAACUCAACCAACUUAACCACCAGCCCCAGAAAAGACUCUUGCUGAUUAUUACUAACAAAGAGGCGCUAAUGUUGAUGAAGUCUUAAAAUAAGUUGAAGUCAAACAAUAAGCUCCAAAGAAACUUGAUGAAGAAGCCUUGAAGAAAGAAAAACUCUUUGUUGUUAAAACUAGAGAAGAUGAGAAAAGAGAACAAGAAUCUAAGUAAAAAAAAACAAAAUAAUAAUAAUCAACAUACAGAUCUGAAUUGAAUACUUAAGCUGCUGAGUAUUUGGGAUUUACUAAUUAAACUCAAGAAAAGAAUGAAAGAAGAGGUGAAAGAGGUGAAAGAAGAUAAUAUGAAUAACCUUAAUAAUAAUAACAAUAAUAACAAGAAGGUGAAUAAUAAUAAGGAGAAAGAUAAAACGAAUAAUAGGAAUAAGGACAAUACAAAGGUGAAAGAUAAGAUAGAGGUGAAAAGUAAUACAGAGGAGAUAGAUAAUACAAAGGAGAUAGACAAUAUAAGGGUGAUAGAUAAGAAAGAGGAGAUAGAUAAGAAAGAGGAGACAGAUAAGAAAGAGGAGAUAGACAAGAAAGAGGAGACAGAUAAGAAAGAGGAGAAAGACAAGAAAGAGGAGAUAGACAAGAAAAAGGAGACAGAUAAGAUAGAGGAGACAGAUAAUACAAAGGAGAUAGAUAAUAUAAAGGAGACAGAUAAAACAGAGACAACAAUACUAGAGAUUAAGAAAGAGGAGAAAAGGCUAGAAGAGGAGGUGAUAGAUAAGAAAAGAAGCCUGUACAAAGAUAAUAAGAAUAAGGAAUUCAAUUGGAUGAUAAGGAUUUCCCUGCUCUAUGAACGUGAUAAGUAUAAUACACAUAUAGUACAUAUAUAAAUCUUAAUUAAA
Paramecium tetraurelia is the source of this 1261-nucleotide messenger RNA. RefSeq lists its product as uncharacterized. Lineage: Eukaryota; Ciliophora; Oligohymenophorea; Peniculida; Parameciidae. The record is from RefSeq and is a predicted model, not a curated record. The transcript has 3 exons.